GUGAAUUUUCUUUGAUUCUCAUUCAUCCUUUAGAAUACAAAACAUCUGUAUCCAGACUGCACAACAAUCAACAACGAUUUUGUUUCCUGCUCAUUUCUAAACAUCAACAUUUACGUCACCCAUAUGGUUUCGUUGGGCUGAUUUGUUCAUUGACAACAACGAAGGGGCUUGGGCAUUUCGCAGACUGAGAUGGAUCAAAUUGCAGGUUGACAUAUUCUGGUUUUCUGUGGAUAAACUCUAAAUAUCCAGCACCUCUUGGGUUCUUUUCUGGAGCAGACUUGAUCCAAAGCUGACGAAGCAAAAUGGCAUGCAGACGGUGUUAUUUUUAUUACCCACGAACUUCUCUGGAAAACAGAAGUGGUAUUUCCAUCGAUCCUCUAAGUGUGGAAGGCGAUAUUCCUGGAAGUGAGGCAGGAGCUUCUUUAGACAACUCAACAAUUUAUCACGAAGGAGCUGUAACUCAUAGCUCAUCAAUUAGUCCGGACCAGUAUGACCAUCCAUCUUACAGUUUAUAUUCUGUGUCCCCUGGUCAGCGGUCACGCAGACCAAAGCUCCAGCACUGUACUUCUAUUCUAAGGAAGCAUGCCGAGGAGGAAGCCAUUAAAAGAUCAAGAUCACUUUCAGAGAGCUAUGAACUGUCUUCAGAUCUUCAGGACAAGCAGGUGGAGAUGUUGGAACGUAAAUAUGGAGGUCGCCUCAUAACUAGGCAUGCAGCUCGCACAAUACAGACUGCUUUUCGUCAGUAUCAGAUGAACAAGAACUUUGAGAGAUUGAGAAGUUCAAUGUCAGAGAAUCGAAUGUCCAGACGUAUUGUUUUAUCCAAUAUGAGAAUGCAGUUCUCCUUUGAAGGACCCGAAAAAGUACACAGCUCCUAUUUUGAAGGAAAGCAGGUGUCACUUAGUAAUGAUGGGACCAAGCUGGGGCGCCUUGUCAAGUCUGAAUCUGGGGAUCUAGGUGAACAAACCUCCUUGAAAUCCCCAGCACCUUCCACCGACUUUGCAGAUGCUAUAACUGAGUUAGAAGAUGCUUUUUCUCGACAAGUGAAGUCUCUUGCAGAAUCAAUUGAUGAUGCACUAAACUGUCGUAGUUUGCAUGCAGAUGAUGGACAGACUUCUGAUCAAAUUCGAACUCGUGAAUUGGAAAGAAAUAGUUCUACUCAAAUUAAACCAGUGCAUAAUUUAGAUCACAGGAAACUUGAUGAAAUUACUGCAUCCUAUAGUGAUGUAACAUUGUAUAUUGACGAGGAAGAGCUUUCCCCUCCUCUUCCUCUUUCACAGUCUGUGGAUAGACCAUCCAUGACGGAAUCUGACUUAAGACUUAGGUCAAUGAACUCCUCACAAGAGUAUUGGUCCAUGACACACAAAGAAGAUAAGUUAGACACCGAUACAAGCUGUCGAAGUACACCAUCACUGGAGUCUCACGAUCAUCGAUCAAGAAUUGAUCAUCUACCUUUACUCACCAUUGAGCCUCCUAGUGACAGUUCUGUUGACUUAAGUGAUCGUUCAGAAAGAGGCUCAAUAAUAAGGCAAACAGCAUAUGAGCGGUCAAUUCAGAGUCAACAAGGAAGCCCCAAACAUAUUGGGCAUAUACCAAGUAAAAUUAUAACUCGUGAGGAUGAACAAUCACGCAAUAGGGGCAGACCUAUAGAGGCUCAAUUAAUUAUCAAUGGCAGUGUGAACAGGCAGAGUAAAUCGGAAUCAGAUUAUUCAGAUGGUGAUAAUGAUAGCAUCAACAGCACUUCAAAUUCUAAUGACACAAUAAACUGCAGCUCAGAAUCUUCUAGAGACAGCUUGCGAGAGCAGACUCUAAGCAAACAAACAUACCACAAAGAGACACGGAACAGCUGGGAUUCUCCUGCCUUCAGCAAUGAUGUCAUCAGAAAACGGCAUUAUAGGAUUGGCUUGAAUCUUUUUAACAAGAAACCUGAAAAAGGGGUUCAGUAUCUGAUUGAAAGGGGAUUUGUACCUGAUACUCCAGUUGGUGUGGCACAUUUUCUCCUGCAAAGGAAAGGACUCAGCAGGCAAAUGAUUGGAGAAUUCCUAGGGAACAGACAGAAACAAUUCAACAGAGACGUAUUAGAUUGUGUUGUGGAUGAAAUGGACUUCUCAGCAAUGGAAUUAGAUGAAGCCCUUAGGAAAUUUCAGGCUCAUAUUCGAGUUCAGGGAGAGGCACAGAAAGUAGAGCGACUAAUUGAGGCAUUUAGCCAGAGGUACUGUAUCUGUAAUCCUGGAGUUGUGAGACAGUUUCGAAAUCCAGACACCAUCUUCAUCCUGGCUUUUGCAAUCAUCCUUUUAAACACAGACAUGUACAGUCCUAAUGUCAAACCUGAACGCAAGAUGAAAUUAGAGGAUUUUGUCAAAAAUUUAAGAGGUGUAGAUGACGGCGAAGACAUUCCACGAGAAAUGCUGAUAGGGAUUUACGAGCGAAUUCGCAAACGUGAGCUCAAAACCAAUGAAGAUCAUGUAUCCCAAGUACAAAAGGUUGAGAAACUUAUUGUUGGAAAAAAGCCGAUCGGAUCCUUACAUCAUGGACUUGGUUGCGUGUUGUCUUUACCACAUCGCAGGCUUGUAUGUUACUGUCGUCUCUUUGAAGUUCCAGAUCCGAACAAACCACAAAAACUCGGUUUACAUCAGAGAGAAAUCUUCCUUUUUAAUGAUCUGCUUGUGGUUACAAAAAUCUUCCAGAAGAAAAAGAAUUCUGUAACUUAUAGUUUCCGACAGUCAUUUUCCCUCUAUGGCAUGCAGGUCCUCAUGUUUGAAAAUCAAUACUAUCCAAAUGGUAUUCGACUUACAUCUGCCAUUCCCGGGGCAGAUAUUAAAGUGCUGAUCAACUUCAAUGCACCAAAUCCUCAGGAUCGCAAAAAGUUCACAGACGAUUUGAGAGAAUCAGUUGCUGAAGUGCAAGAAAUGGAAAAAUACAGAAUAGAAUCGGAAUUAGAGAAACAGAAAGGGGUUGUGCGACCCAACAUAUCCCAGUGCUCAAGUCUGAAAAAAGAAUCUGGAAACGGUGCACUGAACAGGACUUGUCUCGAUGACAGCUACGCCACAGGCGAGGGGCUAAAACGCAGUGCACUUAGCAGUUCACUUAGAGAUCUCUCUGAAGCAGGCAAGCGUGGUCGGCGCAGCAGUGCAGGAUCGCUAGACAGCAAUAUGGAAGGGUCCACCAUUAGCAGUCCCCACAUACGCAGACGAGCCACUUCUUCUCGAGAAUGUCCAUCUCGCCAGAGUAUACCUAGCUCCUCCUCUCUGUUAGGGUCAUUGUUUGGCAGUAAGAGGGGGAAGCCAUCUUCCCAAGGCCACUUAAUUCCUGGAUCAUCCGUACAGAAACAUCCUACAUUGAUCUCACAUCAACAGCACCCCACUAGUCACCAUGCAGGACCAGCAGAUGUGCAGACACAGGCACAAGUGCAUGCGCAGUAUUGCCACAUGCAGCAGAACCCCCCACCAUACCACCACCACCAUCACUUUCAUCCACCUCAUCAUCUUCAGCAACACCCUCCACAGUAUCAUUCACAUCCAUCCUACAUCCAGCAUGCCCAUUCCUCACAAAUUCCCCUGCCAUCUUCACAUUCUUCACAUCCUCCCCUGCCACCUGCACACUCCACUCACUCCCAGCAUUCAUCACACCAUCAUUCUCAGUCCCUUACAUCCACUUCUACAAGCACCAAACCCAAACACAGCGGGAUUAGCACAAUAGUUUAAUAGAACAUUUAACUCUAGUGGAACGUUUAUUAAAUGGCACAGUGCAGCAAAUUGAAACCCAAAUUGCAGUUUAGACUAAAACAGCUGGUAUUGGAUUUUUUUUUUCCCAUAUCAAGUAUUUUAGUCUAUAUAUUGCCAUUUGGAUUUCACUUCUCUACAGUUUGAAAUUUAAAUGAAAACAUGAACUGAUAAAUGCCUUGGCACUUAUAUGUAUUCACAUUAAAAAAGAGGAAAUCCCACAGCUAACCAUUUUCUUUUCGGGAAAAUUUUUAUUAUUUAAUAACAAAAUAGAAUGGAAUUUCAAAUCACACUAUGUAUAACAUAUGUAAUUGAUUGCACAUUAUUGCAAGGUAAAUAAUAAGUAAAUAUUAAGUUGUUCUUAUAUCUAAUUAUUAUAUAGACGGUUUGCAUGAACUUCUAGAUAUCUUGAAUAAUUGGACUUGGCAGUAAACCAUUGAAUUGCUCCAUUCUAGCAAUAGUGACUCAAAAAAACUUUCACAUUAUCUUAAAAGUAAAAUUAUGAGGGUUAGGGGAGAAUCCGUUCUGUAGAAACCGUAUUUUUCCUUAAGUAGUCUUUGCACUUAGAAUCUUCUGGCAGUCCAAAAUGUGCCAAUUAUCUUAGCAUUUCCUGAAACUUUAGCAAACAAUUUUUUCUUGCAUACACACUUAAUUCAUCUUACUUUAAUAAUAAAGUAACUUAUAGACCAGUAUUACUAUGCUUAUAUUUCAGGUAAGCAGUCUAGUUAACAUUGAUGCAAUUAAAAAUGAAAAGACAGCCGGUGACUUAUGGUUGUAAAAGCAUCAAUAGAAUACUACAUCUGGAACACUAUAAUGGCUGUAAGAACUGUGAAUUUUUCAUUAUGUACUUUUUUAUAUACACAUACAGUUUGUGAACACACACAUAAAGUUCUGUGACUUCAAAAUCCAUCCCUGACACAAAAUUCAUUGCCAUUGUAGAAAAUAUUUUCUUGUCAUCAUAACAUUUGAUUUUGAAUAUAUGAUUAAAACAUUUAAAACCUUUUAUAGCAGAGAAUGUAUUUUAAAACUUUUUUAGCACUCCUCUCAUCCUUGUUUGAAAAUUGUCUUAUUUUUGAUUGGUUAUGUUACCACUAAAGAGAGAUUUCAGUCUCUCCAACUGUGAGAUUAUUUGUGAUCUGAAUUGGUCUGUGUGUGUUAUUUACUGUACACUAUGUCAUGUUACAGUUUCCUUUUUUUUUUUGUGUUUCCAAUGAUGGCUAUUGUGAAGUUAAAUUACCUCAGACAACAAGAUCUGUUUCAUAAUUUAUUGCAGAUUAAGAUAAUCUAUAGAUGUGACACUUUUCAUUGACUAGUAAAAACCCAUAUCUGUGUCAUUUAUUAUUCUUUCUAUUCCUUGUCGGCUUACUAUAUAACCAAUAGACCAGCAACCAAGCACUUUCUCUAGCUCAAUGUAGACACUUUUGUCUUACUAUCAUAUAUGUGUAGCAUUUAUUUUCUCUGUUAUUCUAAAUAAUGUAUCAUUUGCAUCUUACAUGUAUUUAAAUAAAUAGAAAACACAGAUUUACCUCCUAGGAUAUAUUUACAAGUAUGUAUAUGACGUUUCCAUACUUGAACAGGGUGGGACUUGCAGGUUCUGAGUUCCCCGGGCACCUACUUAUACCAUUCAUAUUUUGCAGUGCAUUCAAGAGUGCAGGAAGACAACAGGAUACCUUUAUUUAAUAUAGAUCUUUAAAAACUGAGCAAGCAAUGACAAAACAGAAGGGGCAAGAUUAGAGUGGACCUGUCAAACAUACUUCCAUAGUGCAUUCAGAUUCUCAGAAUGGUGUGCAUGUGGUCGCAUGCAUUGCACUCUGCGAGCAUGUGCAAGGCAUUACUUAUACCUCUAUGCCUCCAUGUCCAUGGCUUAUAUAACAACAUCAAAUUGUAUCUAUAUAUUUGGCUACACAAUGAAUAGUAUAAUAUGCAGAUAUACCAUGACAAAUUUAUACAAUAUAUACAGACACACUUCAAAAGGAGAUAGCUUGACCAAGAUGCUUAAAUAGCAAGUACAGUAUUGGAAAAUGUUCUGUUUAUGUUUGAAGAUUACAAAAUACUAUUUAAUGCAGUCAAAUUUACAUUAAAACAUAACGUGGGCCUUCAGCCCUGGGCUGGUGACGUAAAUGUGUAGGUUGCUGUCCCCCAUGUAAUACAAAGGAUUAUCUCAUUAAAACUGUAUGUUCCUUGAGCCGUAAUUGAGCCGUUGUUUUUCUCAAUCUAAAAAUUGCUGUUGUAAGGGAAAAUAAAAUUGUUUUGCAUGUCAUCUAAUGUUAUUAUUCUGAAUCUACAUUCUAAAUAUUGUAUAUUUGCAAUAUAUAUUAGUAUUAUUGUUCAUAUUAGCUGAAGUAAAGUGUAAACAUAUUUGAAUAUGUAGGCUUUUCUUCUUACCUCUGUACCUAUUGGUGAGAUUAACUGUAAUUUAUAGAUUGCUCCAGGAAUGAUGAUCUUUCUUUUUACCAUUCUAUUUUUCCUCAACUUAAGUCUUACGUUACGAGUAAUUACGUCAGUUUCAAUAAUGAUUAAUUAAGUAUAGAAAGUAUAACACAAUAAAAAUUAACUUGACUAAAAAGUUAGUUCAUUAUAUCAUGGAAACGUGGAAGGAUUCGCUAUUGAUUCUUAUAAUGUAACUGACAACAUUUACAAACUGUUUUAUCGAAGAUAUUAAUCUAUCAGGCCUGAUCAAAAUGUGCAGUAUGUCCAGAUUAUGGUGCUUGAAGAUAUUUUCCACUUAUGUUCUUUCCAAUCAGGUACAUGUUUCCUGUUUCAGGGUCCCAACACAAAGUAAAUUAUUUCUGAUUUCAUUGACACUAUAGUCACCAGAACAACUACAUUUUCAGAGAAAAUGCAGUGUUUACAUUACAACCAAUCAAUAACUUUACUGGCCACUCCUCAGAUGGCUACUAGAGGUGCUUUCUGGGGCAGUGCUGCAUACUAAACAAGUACUGCCUGUCAGUACACCCACCCUCUGGCCACUCUCUGCGUGCAGACACUGAACUUUCCUCAUAGAGAUGCAUUGAUUCAAUGCAUCUCUAUAAGGAGAUGCUAAUUGGCCAGGGCUGUGUUUGGCUUGUGCUGACUCUGCAGGCAUAUCAGGGGGCAGAGCCAGCAGCUGCAGACUUAAAUAGAAGUAAGAAUUUACUAUAUUUAAGCAGUGACCGGGGGGGUAGAUGUUUGUGUUCCUGACUCUAUAGUGUUCCUUUAAGUUUUAAACAAUUCCAAAAAUAUUACUGCAAAAAUAACACUUUUACUGUAAUGAGAAAGUUUAUCAUGUAGAGCUUAGUGAGCAGAUUGUAUUGUUUGUAUGAUCUGCAUGUGGAUGUGUAUAUUCUGUAAACCUUAUUUAAAAAAAAAAGCAGAAAUUAAUAACAAAACCUUGGUACACCCAGGGCCAGAUUAAAAAUAGGGGCUAAUGAAGCCAAAGCUUUUUACUACUCUUCACAUGCUCUUGCUUUGUGCAGAGGGAAUUGGGUAGGUGAACAAUGCCAAUGUGGACUGGCUGAUUAGAAAAUAGUUAACAAAACUGUCCACUGUGCAAAUGCUUUUGCUGCUUCAGUCUACAGUGUAAGAUAUUCCCUCAAUACAUUCUUAUUUUUCUCUUUCCCAGACUGCUUACCAGGAGCUACUGCUUGCUAGUAAGAAGGGAAGGAGAGAGUGGACAUGUGAGUGCUGGGGAACUGUCCCCGCAAAGUGUAGAGUGAGCGCGUCAUUAGAUGUACUAUCUGCAUAAUACGUCCUUAGCUGGCAGGCCUGCGUCAUUGACAUUCACUGGCCUUCUAAUUCUUCAGACAGGUCUGCCCCUUUGAGCAGUGCUAGUUACGUUGUUCUCCUCCUUUUACACCACCCACCAGGUUCUCGCUUCAGAGCCUGUCAAUUUUUGGGGUAUGUGUGACACCUCGACCGGGUACCUCAGUCAAUCGCUGCUUCCUAGUACUUGCGAGGACUGUAAACCCCACGAACUGCCGCAGCUUGGUUGAGGUCUCGUUGUCCUACACCCACCCCGGACUGAAGACCAGGAUCUAGCUUCCAGUAGGUAGACCUCUGCUAGUCCAGAGAGUGUAGUAGGAACAGCUCUUACAAGAGCUUAUUGAUUAUACUAAGGGGAGUAUAGUGAUUAUAGCUAUCCCCAGAGUGAAUGUAGUUCUCUAAUCCCCCAAACAUGAGCCUAGACUUCAUGAAGGGUAAAACAAGUGUGUUUAAUGGAAGCCACAGCUGGCCUUUUAUGCAAGUCCCCAAGCAAGGUAAACGUCCACAUGGACCUUGUGGGGGACAGGGACACAAAACUUACAAACCAAUCAGAACUGUAAUUAAAUGUACGACACUCCCACACACAGCACACAAUCGCUCCCCUGUGCAUGGGAGAUAAUUGAGUAAAGUACAUUAUGUAACUCAAUUAUCUCAAGGCAAAAAAAAAAAAAAACAACAUAUUUUAUAAAGUCUCAUAAGUACCCCAAAACACAACAUAAAUGAUAGCCCUGAUCUGGCUGAACAACAUAUCCAAAAAUCACCCAGAUCAGAGCAGGGGUUCUGGAAAUUCCUGGAAGUCUUAUUUUUGACCCACCGUGCACAUGGUCCCAUGCCCAAAACAGUUCCAGAGAAUUAGGGCUAACGGUCAGUCUCUCUGUCAGGAACAGAGCCUUUUCAAGUGCAUUGUGCAAGGUAUAUUGCAGGGCCCAUAGUCCUAAGGUAAGAGGCUGGCCAGCAGCCCCCUCCAAGAACCCUUGAUGAGGUUCAGUUUGUCACAGGGCCAUCAUGUGAAUUUCCCACCACCUCCACCAGAUAUAAGACAAUUGGGAGGUAUGGCUGUUUUCUGUUGAUAAGAUUAUGUAAUAAGGCCCACAUCAUUUUCAGCACCAGGCCCAAAAGGCUCUUAAUCCAGCCUGGGUAGCCCCAAAACAGUUAAAAAGGAACAUUUGUGCUAUUUGUUUAGUUCACUAUUAUCAUCAAUGUGUUAAUACUUUUUUUUUUACUUUUUUUUUUUUUUAAAUAAAUGUAAUUAGUAAGGAAAAAGAAAGAUCUUUCCUGGAAUAAUCACCUAAUGUAUGUGUACUUUUUAAGUUAAGAAUGAAAUGUACAAUGUUAAACAAUAAGAAAUAUACUGUCCAUGUAUUGUAUUGCAAACAAACCACCUCCAUACAUAAGACAUAUAGAAUGGAGUCUCAUGGUGCUGCAUGCAGCAGAUCAGCAAAUAUUUAUACUCAUUUGUAUAGUUCUCUUCCACAAUGUGGCUGUGUUUUAUGCAGUUCCGCAUGCAUACGGUCAGGUUCUCAUUGUAAAAUACCAUUGCACUUGUUGCCUGCAAAUAAAGUAAUUGCAUUGUAAAUAAAUAUGGAAUGAAUAGACAGAGGGACACAGAGUGCGGAUGACCAUUUAGGAGUUAGGUUACUGAAAUUUGUACAUAGAGUGUAAAUUACUAUUUGCAGUCAUUCUAAGGUUACAAACCGCAGCUAGCUCUUAUUUAAAUAAUGUAUUGCAGAAUAUAGUAGAACUGGUUCCUGGAAGUAGACUGUUAAGAGAGCCCAAAUACAAUGAAUAAUGGGGCCAAUAAUUAUUUUGUAAUUACAGGACAAAACUAGUGCUUUCAUUAAACGCAUAGUAACAAACCCUAUCAAUGUACAACUAUAACUGUGAUCAUGUGGACAAAUGAAAUAAACAGCAAACGUAAAACAA
Pelobates fuscus (common spadefoot toad) is the source of this 9383-nucleotide messenger RNA. RefSeq names its product IQ motif and Sec7 domain ArfGEF 1 (gene IQSEC1). NCBI's taxonomy places the organism in Eukaryota, Metazoa, Chordata, Amphibia, Anura, Pelobatidae. Gene Ontology annotation, biological process: actin cytoskeleton organization; regulation of ARF protein signal transduction. Gene Ontology annotation, molecular function: protein binding; guanyl-nucleotide exchange factor activity. The transcript has 15 exons. The record is from RefSeq and is a predicted model, not a curated record. Bases 303 to 3701 code for a protein of 1132 amino acids.